AUGGAUAGUGGGCAGGCCCCCGGGCCGCCGCAUGCCCCACCCCCGCACGCUCCCGCCCCCACUCCCCGGAGGGGGUCACGGGGGAGAAGGCGGCGGCAGAGGCGGCGGCACAAUAACAUAAACACCGCGAGGCCGAGGGCCGACCGGUCCUUUGGCGUCAUCUGCACUUACCCAACAGCACAACGAACGGCAACAGGAAAGCCUGCCCGAGGGGGCCGGUGCUGUCCGGUUUGUCGCCAAGGCCGUUACCCAGCACGACUCACUGCUCUGCCUUUUGGACCGCGUCGUCCGGCCUUGGCGGCUUCGCUGAGUAACUGGGACGCGGGCCGUCACCACGCACGCCCGCUCCUUUAUCCUGUUCCUGAAGCCGAUUCCCAGACAAAGUCAGCUUUGCUUCUGAAGAGAGAUAAAGUAACUCAUCUAAGUUCCUGCAGCCAUUUAGUGGUGAGAUAG
Messenger RNA from Artibeus jamaicensis (Jamaican fruit-eating bat), 453 nucleotides. Its product is annotated as homeobox protein cut-like 1. Lineage: Eukaryota; Metazoa; Chordata; Mammalia; Chiroptera; Phyllostomidae. The coding region runs from base 1 to 453 and encodes 150 amino acids. The transcript has 4 exons. The record is from RefSeq and is a predicted model, not a curated record.